Molecule: messenger RNA, 4509 nt
Organism: Cottoperca gobio
Lineage: Eukaryota; Metazoa; Chordata; Actinopteri; Perciformes; Bovichtidae
Gene: smad3a
Product: SMAD family member 3a
Exons: 8
Coding region: 564-1841 (425 amino acids)
Biological process (GO): anatomical structure morphogenesis; positive regulation of transcription by RNA polymerase II; transforming growth factor beta receptor signaling pathway
Cellular component (GO): heteromeric SMAD protein complex
Molecular function (GO): RNA polymerase II cis-regulatory region sequence-specific DNA binding; DNA-binding transcription factor activity, RNA polymerase II-specific; I-SMAD binding
Source: RefSeq, a predicted model, not a curated record
GGUCUGCUGUGCAGUCUGAAGCUUGAAUGGUGACUCUCAGCAGCAGCUCCUGCAUUUGCAUUUGAUGCAGACUUCUUGCAGACUUUAGUCGGGGGACCCAUCACCGCGGAUGAACUCAACAAAACUUUGCUGAUCGGAGGUUAGAACAGCAAAGAAAAACUCACUGAUAAAAUACUUUAAUUGUGACGCUUGAACCUUGUUGGAGUUAAAUACGUAGUUUGGGAGUGACUCAUGUCGGGUGUAUUUAAAAAAUAAAAUGAAACUCUGGCUUGAAGACGUGCAGACGGGACUAGGUUUCGUGGCGGAGUGGCACUAGAUCCACAGCGCAACAGACUACCGGUGCACAGUUCACCGCUGAGCUCGAGCCAGACAGAGUGCGCUAAAACUGGAGGGUCUAACUCCGGGAUGCAUCGGUGUGGCGUUUAAUAAACAACAGUUUGUCUUUUAGCUCAAUAACGCUUUCGCCUCCACUGUUUUGGGCUGUUUUGAAGAGCAGUUGUUCCCGUGUUUUGUCCAAACCGCCGGGACUUCUCAACAUUGGAAGGACUUAAACUGAACUCAAGAUGUCAAUUUUGCCUUUCACUCCCCCCAUUGUCAAAAGACUUUUGGGCUGGAAGAAGGGAGAGCAGAACGGCCAGGAGGAGAAAUGGUGUGAAAAAGCGGUGAAAAGUCUGGUGAAGAAGCUAAAGAAGACGGGACAGCUGGACGAGCUGGAGAAAGCAAUCACCACCCAGAAUAUCAACACAAAAUGCAUCACCAUACCGAGGUCUCUGGAUGGCCGUCUGCAGGUUUCCCACAGAAAAGGUUUGCCUCACGUCAUCUACUGCCGUCUGUGGCGCUGGCCCGACCUGCAGUCCCACCAUGAGCUGCGGGCGGUUGAGCUGUGCGAGUACGCCUUCCACACGAAGAAGGAUGAAGUGUGUGUCAACCCAUACCAUUACCAGAGAGUAGAGACACCAGUGCUCCCACCAGUGCUGGUGCCCAGACAUACAGAAAUCCCCACUGAGUUCCCACCGCUGGAUGAUUACAGCCAUUCAAUCCCAGAAAACACCAACUUCCCUGCUGGCAUUGAGCCCCAGAGCAACUACAUACCAGAAACGCCACCACCGGGCUACCUCAGUGAGGAUGGAGAGACCAGCGAUCACCAGAUGACUCACAGCAUGGACACAAGCUCCCCAAACCUGUCACCUAACCCCGUUACACCCACACACAGCAACUUAGACCUUCAGCCAGUUACAUACUGCGAGCCGGCCUUCUGGUGCUCUAUUUCCUACUACGAGUUGAACCAGCGAGUAGGAGAGACCUUCCACGCUUCGCAGCCCUCGCUGACAGUGGAUGGCUUCACGGACCCCUCCAAUUCAGAGCGUUUCUGCCUGGGCCUGUUGUCCAACGUCAACCGCAACGCAGCUGUGGAGUUAACGCGCAGACAUAUUGGUCGUGGUGUGCGGCUGUAUUACAUCGGAGGAGAAGUGUUCGCUGAGUGUCUCAGCGACAGCGCCAUCUUUGUCCAGAGCCCCAAUUGUAACCAACGCUACGGCUGGCAUCCUGCCACAGUCUGCAAGAUCCCUCCAGGAUGUAACCUGAAGAUUUUCAACAACCAGGAGUUUGCUGCCCUGCUGGCCCAGUCAGUCAACCAGGGGUUUGAGGCUGUGUACCAACUCACCAGGAUGUGCACCAUCCGCAUGAGCUUCGUCAAGGGCUGGGGAGCCGAGUACAGGCGACAGACGGUCACCAGCACCCCCUGUUGGAUCGAGCUGCACCUGAACGGCCCCCUGCAGUGGCUCGACAAGGUGCUCACACAAAUGGGUUCCCCCAGCAUCCGCUGCUCUAGCGUGUCUUAGGGAAACCCUUCAUCCACCCACUUCCUGCCAGUGACUAAAAACACACAGACUGCAGGCAGGCAAGAACGGCUACACAAGUACGGAAAGAUGACGAGCCCCCCCCUCAUUCAGCCAAUCUAUAACUUAGUCCUUCCUCCCCACCAGCUGUCAGUAGCACUUUUUAUAUACAUGUUGUUUGUGGCAAAAGGGGACAAGUGCAUUAAAACAGUACCACGUUAGUAUGAUCUCCACAUUUUCUCCAGACUUAUUGUGAUGGCAGAGAGGCUGUACCAAUGGGAGGAGGUUUGUUGUUUUUUCAAUUCAAGAGUUUCUUAUUUCUUUACACUUUUGUUUAAAUUUCAUUUUUCAUGAUUUGUAAUGUUUUUGUACAGAUGUUAAAGCAUUUUUAAGCAUUGACUUGAGCAUGUAUAAGAUCAUGUAUAAGAUCAUGUUAACUUGAUUUUGUUUCUGUAUUUGGGCAUUUGAUAGGUUAUGAAGACAUUUACAAAUGUGACCCACAGGGACGGAUUGAAAACAAAUAAUUUAAUAGAAAUGUUCAACCGCCAUUUGUAAACACCUUGUUAUUGAAUAUACUGCAAGCCUAGUACAAGCAUUUGUUUAGGUUUUCAUACGGUCAUAUGCAGCCUAUGUUACUAUGACAAGGAAAAUAACACUUUGGUUACCGACAGGAACAAAUGAUAAAGCAAGUCAUACUUAAGAUUAAGCAGACUGAACUCUUUAAACCCACAUAUGAGUACUUAAAGACAGUGGCAUUCAUCAACUGUCAUCAGGAGGAUGAUGCACUUUUGUAAAACGUUAAUAUUCUCGUAAAGUGAUGUUGGCAAAGUACAUUUAAUGACAGUUGUAGUUCACAGCUGCAAUCGUUCUUGUCAGAAGGUUAUAUGAAAUAUAUCCUGCAUUAAUUUCAGGAAGCUUUGCCAAUUUGCAAAAUACUUUUGCAGCAUUGUAUUGUGUAGUAGGUAGUAUAUGAUAGGCUUCUACACAGAACUUGAAAAACAUCUCACAUACUGUACUAGUGUGUACACCUUUAGCUAAAUUAUGCAUUGAACACACAAAGUGUAGUUGGAACACUUGUGUGUGCUAUGAGUACUCUGCAGAAGGCUGUGUAAAGAGAGCAGGAAGAUGCCUUUGCUUUUUUAAUUUUCUCUCUCAGCAGCCCUUAACAUUGGUCUUAUUUUUAGCCAUCAGUGAUAUUGACUUUUUGCACACUCAGGACCGUGAAAAAAACAAACAGCUGAAUUAUGUACAGAAACCAGUGAAAAGGACGGAUGCAUGUCUCGUGAGACUUUAAAGUCUAUUUUGCUACCAAUUAUUUUUGUAGGACGGUGAGGUGAUAACAUGUUGACAGAUUUGUCCACUCUAAGUGUUUUUGCAUGACAUGACCGAAAACACUGCAGAUCUGGUGAGACAAACCGUGUAUUUUUCUACAUGUGAAGACGAAGCAGUUUCAGUACAAAGCACUGCUCUUUACAAAGGGAAAUGUUUAGACGGAUAGAGGCAUGUAAAUAACAGUAGCUUCUCAAAAUCUGAUGUCCCUAUUUUUAAUUGUUUUGCUCUAUGUACAUGUAGUAAAUACAUGUGUUAUAAUGCAACCGUUAACCUUUAUAAUGUUGAUGGCUUUGGAAACGGGCAAAAGAAAAAGAACCUCAAAGAUCAAAAAGAAAAUGUUGAGAAAAGCUUUUUGCUGAAAUAGAAAAGCGUAGUGUGAGCUUUGGUCUCGUUUCCUUUCAGCCGCCCACUGUGGUGGAAGUGGAUCGAUUUCCUUCUGGUUCUGUAACACUAGACAAAGACGCAGUGGGUGAACACGGACAAUAUUUUUCUUCUACAGUACUUAUUUACAUUAACCCAGCUUUUGAUGUUAAUGCCAGCCCAGUGGUGCUAGUCUUUAACAUGUUUAGGGACUCAAGAGAACAACAAAGCCAUAAGAUUUUACCGUUAAAGCAAUUCAUUAGAAAAGCUGCCAGAUUUUUAUUUAAUGAUGAUGACUUUUAAAUCUUCAAACUAUGAUAUGGGAUUGUUUCAGAGACGGUAGCAUCUACCAAUCUGAGACAAGACAGGCUCUUCUCAGAGCCUCCAGUGUCCUUAAACACCAGUCCUGACUUUAAAGGGCUCUUUAACCCACGGUAGGGCUGAACGAUUUGGAACAAAUAUCAAAUUGACUGAUAUUGCAAUUGCGAUGUGGUUCACGAUAUUGGAGGAAAUCAACAUUUUUGCAUCAUUAUUCUAUAUAUUAAAAAUGGUCAUGAUGUGAUAAUUUUUUUUGUGAGGAUCUGUACCAAACAAAUAUUGUUUUUUAAGUCUGUAGAAUUUGCGGUUUGGAUAUUGCACUAGUCCAUAUUGCGAUUUCGAUAACAUUUCUAUUGUUAGUUCAGCCCUACCCCGUGGUCAAUGUAAUUACCCAGUUGGGAAUAUUUUGAAAGCAAAUUUGUCAUUUUUAUACACUCUUCAAGUUAUAGUGCUUGUGCUUUUCCCCCCUUGUUUAAAUUGUUCACUGUAAUCGUUGUUAUUAGUUGUGAUUUAUGUAUUUGUGCUCGGAAUUGGUCUUUUUAGAUGUUUUGUAUAAAAUUAUACCCUCUAUAUUUCUCUGCCUAUAAAAAGUUGGUGUGAUGCUUUAUAUUUUUGUUUAUUAUUGUUGGUCUAUAAAUAAAAUAUAUAUAUCUAAUGGUGA